Messenger RNA from Saccharomycodes ludwigii, 936 nucleotides. RefSeq names its product rRNA-binding ribosome biosynthesis protein RPF1 (gene RPF1). Gene Ontology annotation, molecular function: rRNA primary transcript binding. The transcript has a single exon. Gene Ontology annotation, cellular component: preribosome, large subunit precursor; nucleolus. NCBI's taxonomy places the organism in Eukaryota, Fungi, Ascomycota, Saccharomycetes, Saccharomycodales, Saccharomycodaceae. Bases 1 to 936 code for a protein of 311 amino acids. Gene Ontology annotation, biological process: maturation of 5.8S rRNA; maturation of LSU-rRNA. The record is from RefSeq and is a predicted model, not a curated record.
AUGAGCGAAAGAGAUAUUGAUAUUAAAAAUAAACUAAAAAGGCAAGAGGUUUAUGCCAAAUUAAAGCAUGAUAAAAACAAAGAACGUCACAAGAUUAGAAAACAAAGAGCUAAAGAUGAGUUGGAAAAUCCAGAAUUAAAAAAGAAUAGAUUAGCCGCAAAUAUCCCAAAGACUAUUGAUAAUACUAGAGUUUAUGAUGAAACCAUAAAUAGGAAACCAGAUGAAGUUGCUGAAAAUGUACAGCAAAAUAACGAAGAUAGCACCACAGAAGAAACUAUGGAAGAUGAAUUGAUGGAAUUAUUCAAUAAUACCAAGAACGAACCUCCUAAAAUUUUAUUAACCACUAAUGUUAACGCUAAAAAAGCAGCUUAUGAGUUUGCUAACGUUUUAAUAGAAAUCUUUCCUAAUGUCACCUUUGUCAAGAGAAAAUUUGGCUAUAAACUAAAAGAAAUUGCUCAGUUCUGUAAUAAUAGGAGCUACACUGAUUUAAUAAUUAUCAAUGAAGAUAAGAAAAAAGUUACUGGACUAACAUUUAUCCAUUUACCGGAAGGACCAAGCUAUUACUUUAAAGUUAGUUCAUUUGUAGAAGUCAAAAAAAUUGUUGGACAUGGUAAACCAACAAGCCAUAUUCCUGAAUUGAUUUUAAAUAACUUUCAAACCAAAUUGGGUAAAACAGUUGGCAAAUUAUUUCAAACACUAUUUCCCAAACAUCCAGAUUUUGAAGGUAGACAAGUUAUAACGUUGCAUAAUCAAAGAGAUUACAUUUUUUUCAGAAGACAUCGUUACUUAUUUAAAAAUGAAGAAAAAAUUGGACUACAGGAGUUGGGUCCACAAUUCACGUUGAAAUUGAAACGGUUGCAAAGAGGUAUUAAAGAAGAAGUUGAAUGGGAACAUAAACCUGAAAUGGAUAAAGAAAAGAAGAAGUUUUAUUUAUGA